AAUCUGCUGUUUUACCGCCUCAAAUCAAAAUCAAAUUGUUUCAGUGACAGCUAGAUAGCUAACGUUAGAUUGCUUUAAUCUGAAUGCUUAGUGGCUAGCUAAUGCGAGCUACCUGACAACGUAUGCGGUGUAUCAAAUACAAUAUUCUGUAUUUUAGCUAUGGUUAAAUCAUUUAAACGGCAGAUUAUUCAGUUAGCAAGAUAACUGAUUGUGUUAUCUACGUUCGCAUACUCAUCAUCUAUUGAUCAGAUGGUCCAAGUUAGCCAGCUGGCUAGCUAUAGCUAGUAGCUGCAUACUACUAAUAAAGUAGUUACUCAACGUUACUAGCCUCGCUAGCUAGCACAGCUGGGUGUCAGCCAACUACGCAAGAUGACAGCGCUUUAUUUUACAGCAAAUACAUUUCCAUUUAUCUGAUGUAUUUGCGUAUGUGCAAUUAUAAGCAAAUGCCAUUCCAAAUAGUGUAAGCGAUGUUUUUGGACGCGAACAGCUUGCUAGUAGUCACAUCAAACCUCUGUCAUGUUCAUGCCUGUCCACUGACACUGUUGUGAAGUUGCACAUACGUCGCCUGACAUCAUUUUGGCACCAACAUCUCUUUUGUUCUCCCUCUCAAGCUAUUAACUUUAUUUUCUAUUCAAUUGUAGAAGUACUGUAAUAACAAAUGAAGUUAAUGAAACACCUAAAUGCUUUUUCCCCAUUAUAAUGUGUUUAUUACAGACCCAAAUGACUGGAAUAAACUGAUACAAUUCUUCCUCUCUGCCAAGAUGUCAAAAAGAGAAAGAGAAAGGCCAUAUGCCCCUCCCCCUCCCCCAGCCCCUACAACACAAUUGCCCAACACCCCCGGGUUUGUGGGGUACAACCCCUACAGUCAUCUGGCUUACAACAACUACAGGCUGGGAGGGACAACAAGCAACAACAGUCGGGCAACGAAUUCUUCAGGAAUAAACAUUCCAAAGCCACCCAAGCCACCAGACAAGCCGUUGAUGCCAUACAUGCGAUAUAGUCGCAAGGUUUGGGAUCAAGUAAAAGCCUCCAAUCCUGAUCUGAAGCUAUGGGAAAUUGGGAAGAUAAUCGGUGGCAUGUGGAGGGACCUCACUGAUGAGGAGAAACAGGAUUACUUGAAUGAUUACGAAGCAGAGAAGAUUGAGUACAAUGAGAGCAUGAAGGCCUACCACAACUCUCCAGCCUACCUGGCUUACGUCAACGCUAAGAGCCGCGCCGAAGCCGCUCUGGAGGAGGAAAGCCGACAGCGCCAGUCUCGUCUCGACAAGGGUGAACCGUACAUGAGUAUCCAGCCAGCAGAUGACCCAGAUGAUUACGACGAUGGAUUCUCCAUGAAGCACUCGGCUGCCGCCCGUUUCCAGCGUAACCACCGCCUGAUCAGUGAGAUCCUGAGCGAGAGCGUGGUCCCCGACGUGCGCUCCGUCGUCACUACCGCCCGCAUGCAGGUCUUAAAACGGCAGGUCCAGUCUCUUAUGGUGCACCAGGUCUCUCUCUGUGUGUCUGGUCCACAGAGGAAGCUGGAGGCGGAGCUACUUCAGAUUGAAGACCGCCACCAGGACAAGAAAAGGAAAUUCAUCGAUGCCACAGAGUCUUUCACCAGCGAGCUGAAAAGGCUGUGUUGUAUGAAAGUGGAGGUGGACAUGGAGAAGAUAUCUGCAGAGGUCGCUGCGGCAGAGGAUGCAUCCCGCAGGCGUAUGUCGGAGCGGGAGAAGGAGGCGUCCACGUCCUCUUGCCUGGAGGAGGAGGAGAAACCAGUUGGCCCGUCAAACGGCAGCAAGAGCCAGCAGGAGUCUUUCAGUGACAGCAGCAACAAGGAGAGAGAGGAGACUGAACCCAGCCCCAUGGAUACUGGUGAGAAGUCAAAGGCCACGGAGGAGUCGACGGCUCGUCCUGCCAGUGAGGUUGAGGAGGGGGCGCCGUCAGAGGACAAGGAGAGUGUUCCAGAAGGGGUGAUGGAGGAGGGCACCAGUGACAGUAACACAGGGUCGGAGACCACCUCUGCCGUGACGGAGGACGCCCCGCCCAGCGAGCCAGCAGCCUCAGAGGGGCCGAGCAGGGCACGCCCUACCGCCCACUGAGGUUUCGACCUAUGACCUUUGGGUCGAGAAAUGUCCAUGAUGCAUCACUCCAUCUCUACAGUCACACUCUGAUGAUAACACAUUGCACAUUAUUAUCUAUGUGAACAAAAGCUGUGUUUAGAUGGGUUUUUAUUUCUGCUAGGAAGUUUUAUGCAGUUGGUUGAAUCUUCAGAGCUCUGUUGGCAGGGUCAAAAUAGACCUGCUGUCAAUUUGCAAAGCGCUUCAAGUCCUCAAAGCAAAGCAAUUAUCCCAACUAAAGUGAAUGAUGUCUAAAUUGAGUCACAAUAAAGCCCACGUGAAUUCCCCGUAAUUCCCUCACAGACCGCAGUGCCAGUCGAAAGCAACCAUCCAUCACCUGUCACUAUAUCAAAACAUAUCUCCUGUCUUAUUCUAUGGUACUAUAUCUGGCAGACACCAGAUCUUACCAAUUGAGGCUGGUUGUAAAAACUGUCACAAAAAAUGAGUUGUUCAAUGUUUAAUUACUUGUUCUUUGGAGUGUAAUGUUGCUUUCAAUGUUAUUUUUGCAUGGUGUCGCUCCUCUAAUGGGAGAGUUUGCUUUAGUAGCGGAGGGAGUGGGGCGACUCCUCUGCCCAAUAUUAUUUCAUGUUUACUCUAAGUAUCAGUAUUAAGUGACAGUAUUGUCUCAGGAGUUAAUAGAAAUAAGUAGUUGUUUUCAUUAUUUAUUAUUAUUCUUGUGUAUUGCGAGUCCUGGGCCCAGUCCAUCCGUCCACCAACCUGUUGUAAUGCUACGAGUUCAUCCAUGCUGUACAGUUUUACCAGUCAGUGUUCCAAAGUCUGCUAGCUCUCAAUCAAAUCAAAAGCGGUAUGCUUAGAACAACCUUUCAGUGUUAUGUUGUUAUGACCAGUAGUACAAUGUUUGACCCAGAACAAACUCUUAAAUGUUAAUAUGCAAUGUAAUAAGCAGUGUUGCAAGGUUUGCGUGAACGUGAGUGGUUUUCCAUCUCAUCCUAAAGCAACUUGAAGAGCAGAGUGAGUCAUCAACAUACUGUCUUAAAAAUCGAUUUUGUUUGACAUAUUUAUACCAAUAAACUUUUCUACCCUGA
Messenger RNA from Oncorhynchus nerka (sockeye salmon), 3142 nucleotides. Its product is annotated as SWI/SNF-related matrix-associated actin-dependent regulator of chromatin subfamily E member 1-like. Gene Ontology annotation, cellular component: SWI/SNF complex. The record is from RefSeq and is a predicted model, not a curated record. Gene Ontology annotation, molecular function: nuclear receptor binding; nucleosomal DNA binding. Gene Ontology annotation, biological process: negative regulation of DNA-templated transcription. The transcript has 10 exons. NCBI's taxonomy places the organism in Eukaryota, Metazoa, Chordata, Actinopteri, Salmoniformes, Salmonidae. Bases 681 to 2078 code for a protein of 465 amino acids.